This is a messenger RNA of Phragmites australis (common reed), 765 nucleotides long. RefSeq names its product agamous-like MADS-box protein AGL29. Gene Ontology annotation, molecular function: RNA polymerase II cis-regulatory region sequence-specific DNA binding; protein dimerization activity; DNA-binding transcription factor activity, RNA polymerase II-specific. Gene Ontology annotation, biological process: positive regulation of transcription by RNA polymerase II. The transcript has 2 exons. Lineage: Eukaryota; Viridiplantae; Streptophyta; Magnoliopsida; Poales; Poaceae. The record is from RefSeq and is a predicted model, not a curated record. Bases 1 to 612 code for a protein of 203 amino acids.
AUGGUGAAGGAUAAGCCAUCCAUGGGUAGGAAAAAGAUCGAGAUCAAGCGUAUCGAGCGUAAGGAAGCACGUCUGGUAUGCUUCUCCAAGCGCCGCCAAGGUAUGUUCAAGAAGGCUAGCGAGCUCUCCAUUCUAUGUGGUGCAACGGUUGGCGUUGUUGUCUUCUCCCCUUCUGGUAGGCCCUUCUCCUUUGGUUCUCCCUCUAUUGAGGCCGUGUUCGAUCGCUUCCACACCUUGGGCGUCGGCUCUACUACAUCAGGUGGUGGAAGCUACGAUAGAAGUAGGGUGGAAAACACCAUGCAAAGGAUGAAUUUACAGUACGCAGAGUUGGAACAGCUGAUUGAGGCUGAGAAGAUAAGAAAGGAGAGGGUGAAGGAGGAAAUUGAGCAGGACUGUGGACGCCUGAUGCAUUUGUUGACUGCUGAUGUCUCUGCAUUAGGGCUUGAUGAGCUGCAAGAGUUCCACAAGGAGCUUGCAGCAACACAAGGUGUUCUCAAGGGAAAGAUCAAUCAGGAGCUUCAAGAGAGACAACACACCCAGAAACCCGGAUCCAGAGAAAGUCACCCUCACACGCCCCGCAUCAGCGCGAGAGCCAACGCUGCCGCAAGAUAGACAAUGCUGAAGAGACUUAUUUCACUGCACCGGUUCCUCCACCGCCUGGGCACUGAUGCUUAGAAACAAAAACCUAUGAACCUAGGACCUAACUCCAUGGCAAAGCACAGAUCCACCGUCUCCCUAGCCUCUAGACGCCGAAAAUGACCAUCG